ACCGUUCCGUGGUGGGAAAAAGUUUGCUUACUGCAAACAGCAAAUAAUGACACACAUUUGGAUAUAUUGAAAACUACUUGCAACAUUUGAAUACCGUUCUUGCCUCAGCAAAGCAGAAGGAGCGGGAACAAGGAGGAGAAAAACUUUAGAUGGAGACGAGACCGCCUCUGGACGUGCUCAGUUCAAUUGCCUGGAGAUUCCCAUUCUACUGACUGCUGCCUACAAAUCGAUUGUCUGACUACAAUGCUGUCAGAUCUUGCUAUUCUGUUUUGUCUUUGGAAUUUUGAGUGGUUGGUGCCUUGGACUUGCUGAAGGAGCUGAAGAGCAUUCCUAUGACCUUGGAGCUUUUGCAGAAUCUACUGAAUUCUACUAUGAGGGCAUUAAGAGUGACGCAUGUAGCGUGGGACUGGAAUCACUUGUAGGCCAGAGAAGUCUACCAGAAUUGGGAUGUCUGUAAAUGCCAUCAGGAAGCAGAGUAAAGAGGAAGACGUCAUAUCGUUGGCAAAAUCCCUCAUUAAAUCCUGGAAGAAACUCUUGGAUGGACCAACAGUUGAGAAAUCUACAGAAGACAAGAAAAAAGAUUCCUUGGCACAAAACAGCCCAAAAGCAAAAGAAGAAAGUUCAGGAAGCAAUUCCAGUAUCUCACAUGAAGCAUUAUAUACUCCAUCACCGUUUCAACUGAAAAGUUAUCCUCAGGCUCCUUUUACCACCGACUCGGUACGGAUCAAGUGUAGAGAAAUGGUAGCUGCUGCAAUGAAAACGGACGGUGACUACAUAGCAAUUGGCUCAGAUUGUGAUGAGCUUGGAGCGCAAAUUGAGGAAAGUGUAUAUCAAGAAUUUAAAAACACAGAUAUGAAAUAUAAAAACAGAAUGAGGAGCAGAAUUGCAAAUUUGAAAGACUCUAAGAACCCUAAUCUGCGAAGAAAUGUCCUUUGUGGAAAUAUUGCACCAGAUAGACUGGCAAAAAUGUCUGCAGAGGAAAUGGCAAGCGAUGAGCUUAAAGAAAUGCGAAAAGCUCUAACCAAAGAAGCCAUCCGAGAACAUCAAAUGGCUAAGACAAGUGGCUCGGAAACUGACCUGUUCAAGUGUGGCAAAUGUAAGAAGAAAAAUUGCUCCUAUACCCAGGUUCAGACUCGCAGUGCUGAUGAACCAAUGACUACAUUUGUCGUAUGCAAUAGCUGCGGAAAUAGAUGGAAGUUCUGUUGAGAUCCUGAAGAAACUCCAGAAGAGACUUCCUUGGACCAACAGUUAAUUAUUUUCAGUUUCUAAUUAGUUGUGCAAAUGAGAUGUUAGAACUUCAACAAGAAUAUUUGUAGAACAAUACAUCCCUGUGACAUUUUUGUAUAAAUCUAAUUUCCUUAACACCAUUUUAUUGUCUUCCCCCCCCUGCAGUACAGUUCACUGAAACAAAAACCUUCACUCCUACAACCAGGCAGCAUCUAAAUGUACAAUUUUUCUUUUUUUUUAUAUGUAGUUUGACAUUAAAGUUUAAAAACUC
Leucoraja erinaceus (little skate) is the source of this 1498-nucleotide messenger RNA. RefSeq names its product transcription elongation factor A (SII), 1 (gene tcea1). The record is from RefSeq and is a predicted model, not a curated record. Gene Ontology annotation, molecular function: nucleic acid binding; zinc ion binding. Lineage: Eukaryota; Metazoa; Chordata; Chondrichthyes; Rajiformes; Rajidae. Bases 448 to 1206 code for a protein of 252 amino acids. Gene Ontology annotation, biological process: DNA-templated transcription; positive regulation of transcription by RNA polymerase II; transcription elongation by RNA polymerase II. Gene Ontology annotation, cellular component: nucleus. The transcript has 11 exons.